GCCUCGAGUCGACAGGCAGUCAUGAGCUGUGACGUCAUCUCGGAGUAAGAAGACUGUGUGCUUCUAUGACAGCGCUCUCGUCCUACUUUUAUCUUUAGUAGAAUAAGUGUGCGCUCGUUUAAGUCCACCAACUGAUAGAGCUAAAAAAAUUCCAAUAUUAUCGAGUGGUUUCCGUCAAGCAAUAUAAUGCCUGACAGCUGAAAAGGAGUUUUGACUGGAGAUUUGACAUCAACGAUGACAUUAGCAGCAGAUGAGUGGCCCUGAUAAUCACACAUGCUCAGUUUUGAUGAUUGGGGCAAAAUGUCGUGUAAAUCAACCAAAGUGGCCCCCAGUGUUGACUUCGACCACAGUUGUUCGGACAGCGUGGAAUACCUGACGCUUAAUUUUGGUCCUUAUGAAACUGUUCACCGUUGGAGAAGACUCCCUCCGUGUGAUGAGUUUGUUGGAGCAAGGCGCAGCAAACACACAGUUGUGGCAUACAGAGAUGCUAUAUACGUGUUUGGGGGAGACAAUGGAAAGAAUAUGUUGAAUGAUUUGCUCCGCUUUGACGUGAAGGACUGCUCAUGGUGUCGAGCCUUCACCACAGGAACUCCACCUGCUCCCCGCUACCACCAUUCAGCUGUUGUUUACAGCAGCAGCAUGUUUGUUUUUGGGGGCUACACUGGAGAUAUAUACUCCAAUUCCAACCUUAAAAACAAAAAUGAUCUUUUUGAGUACAAGUUUGCCACGGGGCAGUGGACUGAAUGGAAAGUGGAUGGGAGCUUGCCAGUGGCUCGGUCCGCACACGGCGCCACGGUUUACAGUGAUAAGCUGUGGAUAUUUGCAGGUUAUGACGGGAAUGCAAGGCUGAAUGACAUGUGGACCAUCAGUCUGCAGGACAGAGAGCAUGCGUGUUGGGAAGAGAUCGACCAGAGCGGUGAGAUACCUCCAUCUUGCUGCAACUUCCCCGUCGCUGUAUGCAGGGACACGAUGUUUGUAUUUUCCGGCCAGAGUGGGGCCAAAAUCACCAACAACCUCUUCCAAUUUGAGUUCAACGGCCACAUGUGGACCCGCAUUCCCACUGAACAUUUACUACGAGGAUCUCCACCGCCUCCCCAGCGGCGUUAUGGCCACACAAUGGUUGCCUUCGACCGUCACCUGUAUGUAUUUGGAGGUGCUGCUGACAACACUCUACCCAAUGAGCUGCAUUGCUAUGAUGUGGACUCUCAGACCUGGGAGGUGAUCCAUCCUAGCCUGGACAGCGAGAUGCCCAGUGGGAGGCUCUUCCAUGCAGCUGCUGUGAUCCAGGAUGCAAUGUACAUCUUUGGAGGGACUGUGGACAACAAUGUUCGCAGCGGAGAGAUGUACAGAUUCCAGUUUUCCUGCUAUCCAAAGUGUACUCUCCAUGAAGAUUAUGGCAAACUAUGGGAGAACCGUCAGUUCUGUGAUGUGGAGUUUAUCCUAGGAGAGCGGGAGGAGAGAGUUUUAGGACACAUUGCCAUUGUGACAGCGAGAUGCCAGUGGCUGCGCAAGAAAAUCCUGCAGGCUCGGGAUAGACAAAGACAGAGGACCAAACAGGAGAGCAGUGUGGAGAACGAUGAGGGGGCCACAGGAGGAGGAAGCCAUGUCCCAGGUGGCCAAAGGCAACUACUGGAGGUGUCAAUCAGGGAAGCAGAAGCCCAGCCUUUUGAAGUCUUAAUGCAAUUCCUCUACACAGACAAGAUCCUGUACCCACGCAGAGGUCAUGUUCAAGAUGUUCUGCUAAUCAUGGAUGUUUACAAACUGGCACUCAGUUUUAAGCUCUCCCGCUUGGAGCAGCUGUGUGUGCAGUACAUUGAGGCUUCUGUCGACCUGCAGAACGUUCUCAGUGUUUGUGAAAACGCCAACAAGCUGCAACUUGACCAGCUCAAGGAGCAUUGCCUUAACUUUGUAGUGAAAGAGUCACACUUCAACCAGGUGAUCAUGUCGAGGGAGUUUGAACGUCUGUCCACGCAGCUAAUCGUGGAGAUUGUCCGACGAAAGCAACAGCCUCCUCCUAGGUUGUACUCUGACCAACCGGUGGACAUCGGCACCUCCCUGGUGCAGGACAUGAAGGCCUACCUGGAGGGAGGCGGCUUGGAAUUCUGUGACAUAAUUCUGCUGUUAGAUGGACACCCUAGACCUGCUCAUAAAGCCAUCCUGGCAGCUCGUUCAAGUUACUUUGAGGCGAUGUUCCGCUCCUUCAUGCCAGAGGACGGCCAGGUAAACAUCUCCAUCGGAGAGAUGGUUCCAAGUCAACAGGCGUUCGAAUCCAUGCUGCGCUACAUCUACUACGGAGAUGUCAACAUGCCUCCUGAGGAUUCUCUUUAUCUGUUUGCUGCACCGUAUUACUAUGGCUUUUCAAACAACAGGCUGCAGGCUUACUGCAAACAGAACCUGGAGAUGAAUGUGACUGUGGAGAAUGUCUUACAGAUCCUGGAGGCGGCCGAUAAGACACAGGCCCUGGACAUGAAGAAGCACUGCCUCCACAUUAUCGUCCACCAGUUCAUCAAGGUUUCCAAGCUCCCCAACCUGCGAUCCCUCAGCCAGUUGCUGCUGUUGGACAUCAUAGAGUCUCUAGCGUCACAUAUAUCAGACAAGCAGUGUGCCGAGAUGAGCUCCGACAUUUAGGACGAUGGCAAGAGCUGCUCUUUUGUUAAUUUCUCCCUCCUCUCCCUUAACCUGUUUACAAUGUCUCCACGCCAUUCCUCCCUUUAUUCUUUCAUUUGCAUGUUUCAGACUCCCUAACACCUCCUUCGUUUGAUCGCUCUGUUCCUCAUUCCGCAUAACAGUGUUAUUUAUUUUGUCCGCACAUUUUGCAUCCGUAUGUCCCUUUUCUGCUUUUACCAUGAAACUACAUAACUGGUGUUACUGGCUGGAUCUACAUCAUUACUUACAUGAAACAUUACAUCAUAAGUAACGAUGCUUAUCUCACUACAUUUAGGAUAUUAGGUUGGGGUGUCCCAAUCUGAUAUUGAAAUCAGCUAUCGGGCCGAUAUCACCCCCCCCCCCC
Molecule: messenger RNA, 3010 nt
Organism: Entelurus aequoreus (snake pipefish)
Lineage: Eukaryota; Metazoa; Chordata; Actinopteri; Syngnathiformes; Syngnathidae
Gene: lztr1
Product: leucine zipper like post translational regulator 1
Exons: 20
Coding region: 274-2628 (784 amino acids)
Cellular component (GO): Golgi apparatus
Molecular function (GO): protein binding
Source: RefSeq, a predicted model, not a curated record